Amoebophrya sp. A25 is the source of this 873-nucleotide messenger RNA. NCBI's taxonomy places the organism in Eukaryota, Dinophyceae, Syndiniales, Amoebophryaceae. The record is from the annotation of a GenBank genome assembly.
AUGCUACCACGAGAGGUUGCCUACAGUGCGGAGUGCGCGGGUGCGGAAGGAGUCAUUCUUGUGCGGGCACCGCAGAAACGCCGAAGACGGCUGAAAACCUUAUCGGGUCUGCGAGCGAUUCUCAUGCAGACAAUGUCAGACACGAUCGCCGUAAAGCUUCCACGGCUAUAUCCACUGAGCAGCUCGUCGUGUGAGAACCGGAAUACAGCGGCCGACUCCGUAUCACAACAAAAUAUUACUCCUCCAUCUGAUGCAGUACAACCACCGGUGUCAAAAAACAAAGAUGAGCCUGUUAUUACCUCUGGUUCCAGAACUACUGCAUUGCGGGACGGCUACGGAGUGCGAAUAACGACACAGCACGCACUAUUUCCACAUUACAACAAGUUUGCAGAAUGCUGGCAGCGCCGGUUGUUCAGCUCGCGGAUUCAGCCUUGGGAAGGCCGACCAAAUGUUCUGCUCUACGUUUUGUCGCCGACCAAUCUUGUUAAACUCGCUAUGGGAACGAAGAAUCCGAUCGGUCAACAAGAACCAGCAGAGCUACAGGGAGAUGCGCCAGGUGAGUCGGCCGCUGCCUGUCUGCCACGGGUAGAUAUGGGCUCAGACGCGAGCGCGAUCCUUCACUCUUCGCUUGAGCUUAGCUUUGCAGAUCGAAUGGUUCUCGACAAGUACCACGUUGAAGCAGUAGCAAGAAUGAAGGCGUUGACGGAAGCGCAGACAAGCGUCAUAGGAGGGGCUGUAGCGCGUCGGCACCAUACAGAACAAGGUCAGUCUCCCGGCGACGAGCCAAUCCUGACGCAGGAAGAGUUGACUGUUCUCGCACUAUUGCCUUCGUGGUGGGGUCUCGCAAUGCCCCAGGGCGGCUUUUCCAUCUCA